UUUGUUUAUGAUUUUGGACACAAGACACCAAAUUUAUUUGUGGUGAAACUGAAGGAUUAUCUCGAUGGAUUUUGGUUGGAGGUUAUCCCUGAUAUAACUGCCCUAUACACAUCAUUACAAGAGGUUUCCUCCAACAAAACAAGCAAAGACACAGAUUUUGUAGGUUAUCUGCCUUUGGAGAUUCUAACAAAAGGUAUCAAGUCAGGCAAAUAUCAGCAAGGAUUUUUGCAAGUGAACAAAAGUAACGCUUCACAGGAGGCCUUCAUUAAAAGGACUAAGGUAGAUUUGACAGAUGACAGUGGUUUGGAUAUUCUCAUCUUUGGUAUGACAGCUAGAAACAGAGCAGUUCAUGGAGAUCUUGUUGUCGUGGAAAUUUUACCCAAAUCUCAGUGGCAGAGUCGGUCAAAUGCCAUAUCUGAACCUACAAAAGAGGAGAAAGGAGAUGGGGAUAAAGUGACGCCAGUGUCAGACAAAUCAGAUACCAUGCCAACAGGGAAAGUUGUUGGUGUACUACAGAGAAACUGGAGGGAAUAUGUGGCCUGUUUCUCCCAGGAUGAGGAGACAGGCAGGGGAGAUAAAAAAGCUGGGAAAGUUUUGGUUAUACCAUGGGAUUAUAGAAUACCCAAGAUUAGGAUUAGCACUCGACAAGUUGAUGCCCUCAGAGAUCACAGGAUUAUUGUGCGUAUCGACAACUGGGAAGUAGAGUCUAUGUACCCUAAUGGUCAUUUUGUACGAAGUUUGGGCAAGAUUGGUGACCUUGAGGCAGAGGUCGCCGCUAUACUGGUGGAGAAUGAUUUACGUGUUCCACCAUUCUCGGAGGCACAGUUGAACGAGUUACCAAAAGACACUACACAGAACCCGUGGAAGAUGUUGGAGGCGGAGGUAAACGAUCGUCGAGAUCUACGCAAAUCUCAUCUCAUCUUUAGUAUUGACCCCAAAGGUUGCGAGGAUGUUGAUGACACACUGUCUGUUAAGAGACUGGAGAAUGGUUUAAUUUUAGAGCUAGGUGUACAUAUUGCUGAUGUGACGUAUUUUGUACCUCCGAAUUUUCUGACUGAUCGAGGCUCAAGUCGUUCAACUACGGUAUACCUUGCUGAUAGACGUUAUGACAUGUUACCUGGGGUGUUGAGUGCUAAUUUGUGUUCACUGGUCAGCGGAGUUGAUAGACAUUUUUUUUUAGAUACAAAAAAAGGCAUGUGUAUGCUGGCUCAGGCAAUGCAUGAUGGGAUUAUAGAUGCUGAGGUUGUUAGAAAUAUCCCAGAGUUACAUGAUCUAUGGGGAGAGGAGCUUGAAGUCAGGUUGCAAGAACUUCGUGAGUCUAUUGAUAUGUUGAUGGCAGUAGCUCGUGGUCUGAAGGCAAGGCGGGUAAAAAGCGGUGCACUUGAACUAGAAAGUGUUGAGGUUCAGGUGCAACUCAGUGAAACAAAGAGCAUUGAAAACUUGAACCCUAAAGAGUUGAGGCAUCAUCCAUUACCAAAAGAAGAGCAGUUUAGUAAUUUAAGGAAUUGUGCAUCGUCUCGGAACUUCAAUAUAGAAACAUCGUCCAAUAAACAGCUGGCAGAAUCUCUGGAUAGAUGUGUGGAUAAAAAUGAUCCAGUGGUUAACAAGUUACUCAGAUCACUGGACUACUCAGGAUGUUUCUAAUGAGAAUAAAUUUCUGGCAGGGAUUUUGGCCGAGACCAGUUUUUUCCAUUAGUCUGGCUUCUUGAUUUUACACCAUUUCAACAUUUCCCAAUCAGAAGAUACGCCGAUGUUAUCGUUCACAGGCAGCUUCUAGAGGCAGUUAAGAAGGAGAGAACAACUUCCUUACCAACAUGUACACAACUGGAGGAGUUGAGUCAGCAUAUUAAUAAGAAACAUAGGUCAUCACAGUAUGCCCAGCGAGAAUCUCAGGAGCUGUUUCAGUGUUUGUAUUUCCGAGGACGAGGGACGGAAGAUGAGAACUGUAUCGUAGAUGCCGUUAUCUUUCAACUACGAGCCAAUGGCUUGUUUGUCUUUGUUCCAAGAUAUGGUAUAAAAGGUCCAGUUUAUUUGAAGAGUAAAGAGGGCCAGGUGUUGUACGUGACAGACACAGACGAGGUGGAAUGGACGGGCGGCAGUGUCACAAAACAUGACACAUACUUUGUAGUGGAUAGUGUACUUGGUCAACAAAAAUAUCAUCUUUUAGAUCAUAUAACUGUAAAACUAAGUUUAAAUGAUUCCUGGGCCCAUGCUUCAUCACUCAGACUAGAACUCUUGUCUAAUAAACCACAUAAAAAGCCUCUCACUGACAUGGAGGAUGUUGCUAAGCAACAGAAAGCAUCUAUCAUACAGGAGGUUUCUUCAGAAGCUGUUGAAAAACGUUUACAGCUAGAGUCGUAUGACCUUGGUGAAAAUUUCCCGCAGCUCAAAAGUCAGUAUGGCCAAUCAGAUGACAGCAUGUAUCACCUGUUUACAUCAUUGAAGGCGACUGCUUUAAACUGUGACAUAUAAGUGACAAGUUGUGUAGUGUGCAAGGCCAAGUUUUAAAUAGAAGGCA
Messenger RNA from Ruditapes philippinarum (Manila clam), 2518 nucleotides. RefSeq names its product DIS3-like exonuclease 1. Gene Ontology annotation, cellular component: cytoplasmic exosome (RNase complex). Gene Ontology annotation, molecular function: RNA binding; 3'-5'-RNA exonuclease activity. Gene Ontology annotation, biological process: rRNA catabolic process. Lineage: Eukaryota; Metazoa; Mollusca; Bivalvia; Venerida; Veneridae. The record is from RefSeq and is a predicted model, not a curated record.